Phodopus roborovskii (desert hamster) is the source of this 846-nucleotide messenger RNA. RefSeq names its product tRNA methyltransferase 10A (gene Trmt10a). The record is from RefSeq and is a predicted model, not a curated record. Gene Ontology annotation, biological process: tRNA N1-guanine methylation. Gene Ontology annotation, molecular function: tRNA binding. Gene Ontology annotation, cellular component: nucleoplasm; nucleus; cytosol. NCBI's taxonomy places the organism in Eukaryota, Metazoa, Chordata, Mammalia, Rodentia, Cricetidae.
AUCCGAAGACAUGGUGUCCAUAGCAGCCUCCGCCUUAUCAUCGACUGCAGUUUUGACGAUUUGAUGGUGUUAAAGGAUAUUAAGAAGCUUCAUAAGCAGAUUCAACGAUGUUACGCAGAAAACCCGCGGCGUCACCCUGUGCAGUUUUAUUUGACAAGCCAUGGAGGGUCAGCUGAAGAAGAACAUGAAUGAAACGACAAAGGAUGGGUCAACUGGAAGGAUAUCCACAUCCAGUCAGAGCACUAUAGUGAACUCAUAAAAAAAGAAGACCUGGUUUAUCUGACAUCAGACUCUCCUAAUGUACUGAAGGACUUAGAUGAAUCAAAGGCCUAUGUGAUUGGAGGCUUAGUGGACCACAACCAUCACAAGGGUCUCACACUUAAGCAAGCAUCCAGUUGAAUUGAGCAUGCACAGCUCCCUCUUGCAGAUUUUGUGAAGAUGAACAGUAAAGUCCUGGCAGUUAACCACGUGUUUGAGAUUAUCCUGGAGUUCUUGGAAACAAGAGACUGGCAAGAGGCGUUCUUUACCAUCUUACCCCAACGGAAAGGAGCUGUUCCUGCACACAAAGCCAGUGGAAAACUCUCCUCAGGGGACCAGCAGCCCCGGCCAGAAGGGGGCAGUUCCAGCGAGGGAGAGCAGUCCAAGAAUGACCCCGACUCACCACAGAGAGAAGAGCAGGGCCAGCAGAGCAACCAGCCCGGUGUCCUCAGUGAGUCCGUCCACAGUGACCAACCUUCCCUAGCUGUCCUUCCACUGAAGGAGCGCCCAGACAGUGGCUCGUCACAGAACACUCAGACUACAAGGAAGGUAGAUGAGAUCAGUGCCCCCAACUGCCAGGCCAGUUAG